AGAGGCACAAAGACAAGUGCGGGCGUGGAAAAUUAAUUAAUUUGGCUUAACAAAAAUUAUUUUCGAAGGCUUAUUUUACGCACAGCACCAAAAUCAACAUGUCCGUCAGGAGAGCAACGCACGCAGGAAGCUGGUACACAGAUUCCGGCUCGGAUCUCUCCAGGCAAUUGGAUCGCUGGCUGGGUGCUGCAGACUUGUCGCAUGGACCGGCGCGUGCCAUUAUUGCACCACAUGCCGGCUAUGCUUAUUGUGGUGCCUGCGGUGCAUUUGCCUAUCGCCAAGUGAGCCCCGUUGUCGUUAAACGCAUAUUCAUAUUGGGUCCAUCGCAUCAUGUACGACUACGCGGCUGUGCCCUAUCGGUAGCGAAAAAGUGUAGGACACCAUUAUAUGAUCUCAAAAUUGAUACGCAAGUCAAUGCCGAGCUGGAAAAGACGGGUCAGUUCUCCUGGAUGGACAUGAAAUCUGACGAGGAUGAGCACUCCAUAGAAAUGCAUUUGCCUUACAUAGCCAAAGUAAUGGAGGACUUUAAGGACCAGUUCACCAUUGUGCCUAUAAUUGUCGGUUCACUGAAUCCCGAGCAGGAGGCACAGUAUGGCAGCCUGUUGGCCAAUUAUUUUAUGGAUCCAACGAAUCUAUUUGUGAUAUCUUCCGAUUUUUGCCAUUGGGGCCAACGUUUCAGUUACACAUACUAUGAUCGCUCCUGCGGUCCUAUACACAAGUGCAUCGAGCAGCUGGACAAGCAGGGUAUGGACAUCAUCGAGAAGCUUAGCCCGGCAGCGUUUACAGAGUACUUGCGCAAAUAUAAUAAUACGAUAUGCGGACGUCAUCCUAUUGGCGUUAUGCUAGGCGCUAUUAAAGCCCUGCAGGAUCAGGGAUUUAAAAAUAUGAGCUUUAAAUUUCUCAAGUACGCGCAGAGCAGCCAGUGCCUGGACAUGGAGGAUUCCAGUGUUAGCUACGCCUCCGGUUCGCUCAUCUUUGAGAAUUAAAAACACAAUGAAAACAAAAAGUAUUUUGUCUAGGCUUAUUUAGUUGCGUUGGAUUUUGUAGCUGAAAUUCAAGUUUUAUAAUUAUAAUUUUUAGCAGCAAAUUGUAUGAAGAAUAAAGC
Molecule: messenger RNA, 1105 nt
Organism: Drosophila novamexicana
Lineage: Eukaryota; Metazoa; Arthropoda; Insecta; Diptera; Drosophilidae
Product: protein MEMO1
Exons: 6
Coding region: 99-986 (295 amino acids)
Source: RefSeq, a predicted model, not a curated record